Messenger RNA from Gavialis gangeticus (Gharial), 2734 nucleotides. RefSeq names its product zinc finger CCHC-type containing 4 (gene ZCCHC4). Gene Ontology annotation, biological process: rRNA methylation. The transcript has 13 exons. Gene Ontology annotation, cellular component: cytoplasm; nucleolus. Lineage: Eukaryota; Metazoa; Chordata; Crocodylia; Gavialidae. Bases 8 to 1504 code for a protein of 498 amino acids. Gene Ontology annotation, molecular function: rRNA (adenine-N6-)-methyltransferase activity; zinc ion binding; nucleic acid binding. The record is from RefSeq and is a predicted model, not a curated record.
CGGACUCAUGGCUGCCUGGGGCAUGGAGGCGUCUGUGGACUCGGGCGAGGCGGUGGCGUUGAGCGCGGAGCCCGGCUUCCCCGCGCCCUGUUGUCCGCACGGUCCUGCUCUUCUGUUUGUCAAGAUAAGCCAAGGGAAAGAAGAAGGGAGGAGGUUUUAUGCUUGCUCCGCAUGUAGGGAUAGAAAAGACUGUAACUUUUUUCAGUGGGAAAAUGAAAAGGUGUCAGAUGCUAGACUUGCAGCACGAGAAGAAUUUAAUAGAAGUAGUCAGCCCUCUUUAUCACACAGACAGAAUGUGGAAAGGUAUAAGAAGUUUGUUCUGUUGCCAUUAUCGAAAAGGAAAUUUUGUCAAGAAUGCCAGCAGUUAUUACUGCCAGCUGAGUGGGAAAAUCACUCUGGACAUGAAGUACUUACUGACAUCACCAAUGCUCAGUUAAAAAGGCCCAGUCAGAUUCUAUAUCCACUGGAGAAUAAGAAAACAAAUGCACAAUAUUUGUUUGCAGAUAGAAGCUGCCAGUUUUUGCUGGAUCUUAUUACUGAACUAGGAUUCAGAAGAGUGCUGUGUGUUGGCACACCAAGGCUUCAUGAAUUGAUCCGAAUAAAUGGAUUUGAAGAACAGCAGUUCCAUGUUAAAAGCCUUUUGUUAGACAUUGAUUUCAGGUAUUCACAAUUUUAUACAGAGGAAGAUUUCUGCCACUAUAACAUGUUUAACCAUUAUUUCUUUGGUGGAGAGGUUGCACAAGAAGUAUGUAGAAAAUUCUUGCAUGAAGAAAAAGGUGAAGGGGUCAUAAUGGUGACUGAUCCUCCUUUUGGAGGUUUGGUGGAGGCACUGGCUUUUAGCUUUAAGAAGCUGAUUGCAAUGUGGAGAGAGGCACAAGAGGAAGCUCACAGCAGCAAGGAGAUGCCUAUAUUUUGGAUAUUUCCAUACUUCUUUGAGUCACGCAUUCUUGAAUUUUUUCCAAGCUUCACUAUGAUGGACUACCAGGUAGACUAUGAUAAUCAUAUGCUUUAUAAACAUGGAAAGACAGGCCGUAAACAGUCUCCUGUUCGUAUUUUCACCAAUCUGUCUCCAAGUACGAUAGUACUUCCUAUAGAGGAAGGGUACAGGUUUUGUUCUCUUUGUCAACGAUACGUGAGUUCAGAGAACCAGCACUGUAAAAUGUGCAAUUCAUGUACAUCAAAAGAUGGUAGGCAAUGGAGACAUUGUGUUCUUUGCCAGAAGUGUGUAAAGCCUUCCUGGGUUCACUGUAACACAUGCAAUCACUGUGCUCUUCAAGACCAUGCUUGUGAGAACGUGCAGAUUGGAUGCUUUAUUUGUGGCGGAGCAGAUCACAAACGCAGCACCUGCCCUCAUUUUUCUGUGACUAGAAGAGCUUACCAAGCUGACGGAAAGCAAAGGCAAAUGAAAAACAAGAAGCUAAAAAUGGAUACCAUUAAAAAACCAUCUGUGAAGCAGAGGAAAAUGAGAGUCUUGAAAGGAAAAAUAAAAAACAAGAAAGAGUGAAUCACUCUUUCUUCUUGGCAUCCAGUUACUCAAGAUUUUUGCAGCCAGUCUUUGAUUUCAUUUACAGCAAAUGUUAGUAUGAUCUUUCAGAAUAAAAUCUAGUUGAAUUGGAAAUUAUUACCCCUAUAUAAUUACCUUAGAGUUUCAAUGGCACUGGGACAAAAGAAUGAAGCUUGUUACCCUGUUCAUGAACUAUUUCAAAUGAGAGAGAGAAAAUUAAUUUAUAUAUGUCAGCCCAUACUAUGCAAAACUUGUAAGUGGAAUAAUAUUAUAAAAUACCACUAAAAUAAAGGGACAAAAAUUAUAGUAGUUUUGGUUAGUUUGGUAUUGCCCACUGUUUAGGGAAAAAAAGAUCAAUAUAUUUGUAAUGCUGUCUGUUACAAACAUCAUUCCACUUCACCCCCACACGCUCACUCUUAAAACCCACCAUCCAGCAUGGUCAUAUAGAUAACAAAUGUUAUAUAAUCCUUUGCUAGUUAUCCACGUGUUUGGUUUUGUCUCUAGGCCUGGAAACUAGUUCCAGAUAAGUUAUGACUUAAGUAUAUGUUUAUAUACUUAAGUGGAUACAUUUAGAAAGAUAAUAGGAACACAGGACAUUCCUGCUCAGAUUUUAUAAUACUUUAUUAUAAGCUGAACCAAAUGUCUUUAUUUAUUUAUUUUCAUUUAUGAAGAGAAUUUUAAUAGCUAAACUUUAACAUAUAAUCUUUUCAUUGGCUAGUGGUGAUGGAGGCUGAGCUUCAAGGCCAGCUUGCCCAGAUUAUUCUUGAUGUUGUCCUUAAUGUGUGAAUGUCAUGUAAAAACAAAAUUAAAACUAAAUAAUAAAUAAAAUGCAAUGACAAGAAUGUAUUUUUUUAACUAUAGGUUUUUUAAUUCAAACCAAACAUUCUACAGUACUUAGCUACAACAAACUCCCACCUGCCAAGCCACAAUACACAGCCUUUCAGAGGAAUACUUAAUUUUUUAAAGAAUGUACCAAGAGGAGUUCCUCUACUAAUUUUCAGACCUAGGUCAUCUUGCUGUUUCGUGGACACUAUGACUGAAACAAAUAUGAAAUGAAUAGAGCAAAAAUAGUCAUAACUAAGGUGACUCUUUAAGACUCAGUGAAUUUCAUGUCAACUGUGUUCUAUUUAUAAUUUUAAAAGAUGAUGUAGUGUAAUUGCUGCAGACUCAUUGGAGUGGUGUUUUUCUCUUUUGUAUAUCUUCACCAGCAUUAAAGGUCUUUUACUAUUA